Molecule: messenger RNA, 1055 nt
Organism: Schizophyllum commune H4-8
Lineage: Eukaryota; Fungi; Basidiomycota; Agaricomycetes; Agaricales; Schizophyllaceae
Exons: 6
Coding region: 1-849 (282 amino acids)
Biological process (GO): regulation of transcription by RNA polymerase II
Cellular component (GO): chromosome
Molecular function (GO): chromatin insulator sequence binding
Source: RefSeq, a predicted model, not a curated record
AUGUCCAAGCCGUGCAACACCUGCGGUCAGUCGUUCACCUCGACCCACGCCUUGGAGGAGCACAUUCUUAAGGCCCCCAACCACCCGAAGUGCGCGACCUGCAAGAAAUCCUUUCGUGAUGAGAAAGGUCUUGAACAGCACAUCCAGAAAGAACACCAGGCCCUGUUUUGCGGGGUCUGCGCGGCUCGCUUUCCGAGCCGCCAAGCACUUGCGGACCACAUCGCUCGCGCUCAUCCCAAUCCGACUCGCAGGACCGGUUCAACGCCUCCAGGCUACACUUCGAGCCCGUCUUUCCCAGCAUACGCACCCUCCUCGUACGGUCCCUCCACUUCUUCGACGACGCCAGUCGGUUCAUUCCCUUCUCCGGUAGGUACUCCCAUAGGUCCCCCGCGGCCGGCAGGCCAGCAGUCGCUUCAACAUGACCACGAAUACUUUGGCGAGACCCGGUUCCCCGGCCGCUCGGAAGAUCAAGGUUUGUCCCUACUGCAAGCACAACAUUUGAAGCUCAACGCGCGCAAGCAUUCGUCAGGGUCAAGUAAAGCGAGGGAAGUUGCCCUCCAUCAACAUACUGCGGUUUCAACCGCCUCGAUUCCGUUUUUCGAUUUCUCCUUCGCCUCUCCCACUCUUCACCCAGUCCACUCUCCCGCUCGCCCAAUCUCCACUCUGAUCUCCCCAUCCCCCACUCCGUACGGCUUUGGUACGAAAACAAGGUCAAGGACUCGAACGAUGCGUCGUUGUAUGAUUAGUAGACGUCUAGACACCAUUCCAGACUUUGAUCAUCGCCUCGCAUCCAAAAUGUAUACUAUGUAUGAUGUUGUAUCUGUAUCAAAGGCCCAAAUGUACCUAUAGGACGUCAAACGUCAAUAGAAUCCCUUGCUCUCUAAUGCGCCCUGACGCGACUCACAAAGAAGAGCAAAAGGAAGCCCGCGCGCUGCUCAAGUCCAUGAGCCGCCUCCACCUCACCUCCCGGCCGUCUUCUGCGCCGUCCGACCCACAAUAGGCAUCGGGCGCUUCGAGAAGACGAUCUUCCGCUUGACCACCGCGAUGAUCUCCCA